CGUUUUAUAGGUGGAAUGUUGUUAAGAAGUUGUUGUAGCAACUGCAAGAAAUAGCCCCGUUGCCAUUUUUGUCGUUUUAAGAUCAAUGCACCUUUAACUACUGAGAGGUGGAAUAACAUUUUUAAGACUUUCUAGCAACUAACAAAACGAGAAAUUAACACAAUUUACCACCAAAGAUAAAGUGGAAAGGCCUAAAAAUGGACAAGGCGCUGGAAAGACAAUAUAUUGAAGAUCACUGUUUACUCAUUGAUUGCCUUCCCUUUACUUGGUUGGUGAAAACAGAAGGUCCACAUUUUUGUCUUGAUAUAAAGAAGUCCAGACUGAAGAAAAUAAAAUACAAUUUUGUUUUUGGCUCAGAACCCAGAGACAAGUUUCCAGUAACAAGAUACCCAGAAAGAAUUCUUAAGGUUGAUAUAUCCUUAAAUGAGCUGGCAGAGCUGGAAGAUGAAAGCCUGUAUCCUUUUAAAAAUAUCUGUGAACUAGAUGCAUCCCUAAAUGCUUUAAAAAGUAUGCCAGAUGUCAGUAUUUUUCCACAGCUUAAAGUUUUAAAGCUGAGCUACAAUGUUAUCAAUAGCGUGAGAUGGCUCCAGCACUGCAAGACGCUCAUGAUCCUAAACGUAUCACACAAUGAAAUACGAAUAAUAAGAAGCAUGCCUGUUCUAAGUAAUUUGGUCGAGCUACAUUUAGACUCUAACAAGCUGGAAUCUUUAGAUGGAAUCCAAAACCUUUCCAAUCUGAAAGAACUUUAUGUUCAAAACAAUCGAAUUAGAAGUUUGCUCCCUUUAUCUUGCUCUCUUCAUUUGUGCCAUGCAGAUUUGUCAAAUAAUGAAAUUUAUUCAGUGCAAGAGACCUUUCAGAUACUGAAGGUCUUGUUCAGACUUAAACAACUGAAACUAAAAUCACCAAGUAUAAAAGUAGAAAGAAAAUCCAACAGAAAGAUUCACAUAAUCCUAUGUAUUAUUCCUGAAGCCCAUCCCCAGCUGAACUGUACAUAUGCAAAAACUUAA
This is a messenger RNA of Erpetoichthys calabaricus (reedfish), 1007 nucleotides long. Its product is annotated as protein phosphatase 1 regulatory subunit 7-like. Gene Ontology annotation, molecular function: protein binding. The transcript has 7 exons. NCBI's taxonomy places the organism in Eukaryota, Metazoa, Chordata, Cladistia, Polypteriformes, Polypteridae. The record is from RefSeq and is a predicted model, not a curated record. The coding region runs from base 198 to 1007 and encodes 269 amino acids.